AAUUCGGCAUUCGUUGCUAGCCAGUCGAACUGUUUUGUUAUGGUCAAGUCAAGUGAAUAAAAAUCGAAGAAAAUGGAAAAAGGCCGAAAGUAGUGGCAGGACAUUUGCGACCGGAUGCAAGCGUGCGUGACAAUUAAAAAUUAAAGCCGAGUGAAUAAGCCGGAGGCAGUUAGUUAGAUAAUUGCAGUUGGAGCCGGGAGGCAGUCCAGUAUGUUCUUUCGGCGCGUUUUGGAACGAAAGGAUAGCGCCAGCAAUGCGCCGCUCCCUAUAACGACCACGGAUAGUCCGCAAGUGCACUACAACAGCGAGGACAACGAGAGUGUCACUUACGUGAAUAGUGCCGUCGACAGUGAAGUCAAGGACAGCAAUAACAACCAGUCGGUGGUCGGUGUGGGUGGUGCAGUGCCCGCUGCGAUGAAAAUUCUGCGCCGGGAGGCCCCCAUCGGUGCAGUGCAGCUGACGCCGUUGUGGGAGCACAUUCUCCGCACUCGUCGCCUUCCGGAAUCCAUUUUCCCUAGCGCCAUGUUCGCCGAGUUCCAUGAGCGCCUGCAGGAUCCGGAGUGGCAGGUUCGGCAGCACGCCCUUCGAGUCCUGGUCGAUGUCCUUGUGGUGAUGCAAGACGAGGCCGAUGGUCACAUGGAGCGGGAACAGCUCAUUGGUUUGCUGGUGGAGAACCUAGGCCAUCAGGCGCCAACUGUUCGAAAAGGGGCCCUCGAUUGCCUGCGAGUCUAUCUAGCAGAAACAGCAAUUCCGGAGACAGUCAUGUUGGGAAUCCUUGACGCCGGCCUGACGAAGCAAGCUCCUGCGGAAGUGGAGCACAUGGGUCGUCUUAGCUGCGGGGUUCUCCUAUCCCUGCCGGCCCUGCUACAAUCUACUAUGCACACUCCCCAGAGACACCGCAUCGCACUAAGCACUCUGGAACGAGUGGCUCAGCACAUGGAUCAACUGGCCCAACAGGAAAUCACUUUGAAGGUCUUAACCAAGAUCAGAGAGCUCUUGGGGGUGCACGAGUUCGAAGGCAUUCUGAGUGAUGUUGGUCGCGGCGACGCUCUGACCAAUUAUUAUCAACUUUGUCAGGUUUACGGCGUUUCUGGAAAGCCGAAAAGAGGCGGCGAGGUAAAAGCGGGAGCAUGGCGUGCAUUACCGCGCGAACAAGGUUGGAGAAACAGCACCGCCCUGCAAGGCCUGGACACUUCGCACCACAUCCAGCCAAACUGUCCGGACAAGGGAAAGGUAAUAAUGGAAACGGAGAUCAAGAUCAACGAUGACACAGUGACCAUGCGCAUUCUGGAGGCGGAUACCGAGACCGAAGAAUCCGACAGCCCAGCUAGAAAUUGUUCAAAGGACGAGGAUCUAGUUUGUCAUCCCCUUUUGUCCAGCGCCAACAGCCACCAAGCGCUCGUUGGAGCGGGUAUUGUGCAGGUUAUAAGCGAUUCAGAAUUGGACGAACCGCACGCUAUAAAACCCGUCAGUGUUUCCGAGCCGAGUACUCCCUCUCGGGGCCUAAAGCGAGUCACCUUUGGGGGAGAGAUUGUUAAGAUGCGAACUCCCGAUAGCGAUGCAGCCUCCUCGACGAACAAUUCCCGAAGCCCUGGUCAGGCCAAUCAAAGUGUCACUAUUCUGUCGUUGGGCGAAACACCGAGCCCUCCAUUGGAGGAGUUGCAACCUCUAAGACCCGCUGGCGACAAAAGAACUACGGCUCUAGUGGUGGAGAUUCCUUCGGACAAUACCCAGCCCUUGCCUCCAGCACGACCCUUUAGCUCACAGUCGCCACGGCAUCAGAGCCACACGCCCAGCGAUCCUUCCUCGAGCAGUCCCCGCAAACGGCAGGAGGCCGACGGAAGGUUGUCGCCAUCACCACGAUCUCCAGGAUUCCGCAGCCGCAGCACCAGUCCGACUGGGAGCAACAACAUUAGCCCCAAAGUGCCGCACAAGCAAAUCGAGGUUCUGCACAAUCUGCAGCGCGAUCCGUCUCCACGGUCUCAGCGUCGUUUGGAGGACUUGGGUGGGGAUGUGGAUGGGGAUGGGGAUAGGGAAGCCCACCCUGUGGCAGGAAAUCCCUCUGACUCACCGACAGAGCUGCGGAGAACUAGAACCGCCUCUAUAAUAUCUGCAGAGUCACCAGCCACCCCAAAGUCGUGGGAGGAUCUGGACAUUGUCAACUUUAAGACGCUGAUGGAUCUGCGAUCUGGGGAUUGGCGCAAUCGUCUAAUGGGCAUCGCCCAACUGGAGCUCGCCCUGAGCUCGUCGAGCAACUUGGCCAUCACACUACCGUACCUGGAUAGUCUGCUCAGAACCCUCCUCUCGUCCGAGCGUCACUUCGAUGUGUCCGAGUUGAAGCGCGAGUUGCUAGUUAACCUGAUCUCACGACUGCCCCUGGACAACUUGGAGGAGCGCACACCGCAGAUCCUGACGGGACUGUGUCGCCAGGGCAAUGCUGGAGCGAACCGAGUCUGCAAGGCCCUCAUGCAGCGCCUCCCCGCUGGCACCAUUGUGGCAAAGUUGACAUCACCAGAAUUCCUGCACGCAAAGAGUUCAAAGUUUCGGGACCAUGCGCUUCAGGUGUCCAUCUUCGCCCUGAUGACCUUUCCGGGCACUUGCUUCGACAUCAGCCUCCUGACGGCUCAGACCGUAUACUCUUUGCUCAAUCGCAAGCGACGCGUGCGACAGGCGGCCCUGGAGGUGCUGGCAGUGCUUGCCGAUAUCUCAUCCAUAAACGAGGUCCUAGCUAUUGUCUCGGAGACGACCGCCGGCGUGGAACUUGGACCCCAAGUGCUGGAGGCGGCAAGUGUGCGCCUCUCGCGCAUGCAGCUGCCCAUUGUCACGCCCGACAGUCGUGUGCUCUUUGCUUUUAACCAGAAUGAUCAACCUGGAUCCAGGCGUUCUGGAGCAGAUGUGGACUGGAUCUAUCAGGGGGAGGGCUCCGCCUCGCCAAACACCAUUAAAAGGCGGCGCAUGCGGGCUGCAACCAGUCAGCGCGACGUAUUGGAGAGCACGGAGGCAAAAAACAAGAAGGAUGGGUUCCACAGCUCAUUUUAUAAGCAUACGAUUAUUGAAAUGCGAUCUCUCAGUUUCAGCCAGGUUAACGAGGGCCUGCACCGCCAUUCCUUCCACUCUCCCCCAGAAACUUUGGACAUGACUAGCCCCACAAAUGACUUUUCGCAAAGAUUAAGUUUUGGCGCUAAGACUAAUAAUGGAACUCAUUCCUUUAUGGACCGUCGCUUGGUGGCCAAGGCGUGCUCUGACACUUCCAUGGAUGGGCGAAGUACUGACAGCACGACCACCACCUGCAGCAGUGGAAGCGCCACAAGCAGCUUCAUCCAGCUCACAUCCCGCACCGGUGGUCAGUUUUCCGGAGCCAACUCAAGAUUUCCCGCCAUGAACCAACAUACAGACUUCGUGAACAAUUUUAUGCGGAGCAUGCAGCGCAGCACCAAAUCCUACUCCGUGGAGGGACCGGCAUACCCCAAGGUCAGUUACUCGAUCCCGAAGUCCCACCAGAUGCCUCGCGGAAAACUCCAGCACCAGCACUCUUUCACAAAGGCGCGAUGCAAUGCAGCUCCGUGUCAAGUAACUUUGCAUAUAGGCUUUGAAAAUGGCAGAUUGAACGAGUCCCCGGGGAGACACCAGAGCAACAUUUCCGCAGACCACCUGGACACCGAGUGCGCCGACGCCGCAAAAUCAGUGGAAACACCGAGGGCAGUUCAGCCCUUGGAAACGGCGGUCAAAGACAUGACAGACGGCUCUCCCCUCUCCGUAAGGUCCACCAGCUAUUCGCAAAAGUCGACAGCCUCGGCGAAGUCGAGUGGCAGCCAAAGCGAGAUGGGCAAGCGGUCAUCCUCAUCCACUGGGGACGGGAACGAGUCAAAGAUGGAAUUUCUGAACCGUCAGCAGGAUCCUGUCGAAGCCUUUGGGGAGUUGGUGGUGGACGACAUUGAGGACGAGACGGAACCUCCUGCCCAUGAGGAGUCGCUUAAGCUGAACGGAAGCGUAAACAGCCUUCACAGCAAAACGGAGAGCAUCAAAACUCAGCUGGAGGACACUACACCGCAACUUUCGCGAGCUCAGUCAGUGAAAUCUCUGCCCAUCGAGGAGGACAUUGAGGGCAGCAACAGUUUCGUGGUAGUCGAAGAAGUACAGCACGAGCUGGAGUCAUCGGCUCCGGAGACGACGCCUGUAAAGGAAUUGCAGGAGCAGGUAGUAGCACCAGCAGAUGUUACAAAGCUGGAUGUUACAAACCAUACCUUUGGCCCUAAGUUGGUUCCAAUGCACGAAGAAAGAGUGAUCCAUUCACGCAGCAUUUCCUUGGACUCGAUUUAUGGGGCACGACCCGGCUCUAAGCAGGGAUCUCUGGACACCAGCACAUGCACCACUGACAACACCUCGCAGUCUGGAUCUCAUUUGGGAAACAUGAGUAUCCCCGGGAAGCUACAGCACACCCCGCUCAAGCAGAAGUCGAAGACGUCGUACUUGCUGCGUGCUCAGAGACGGGUCUCGCCCGUAAAGCAGGCUAUCAAGAUGUCCCAGGCGGAGCUCUUCCCGCAGAAUAUGGCGCGCUUUGAUAAGCCCCGCGAGGCUUUGCUCAAGACGUUUGACCAGCUGGACUCCAGCAACUGGGAGACGAACAUGACCGGAUUGAAAAGCAUGGUGCGAAUGAUCCGCUACCAUACCGACACUCUGGACAAUCAGAUGCACAUGACCUGCAUCCAGCUCACCCGCUCAGUCCGAAAUCUGCGCUCCCAAGUGGCUCGAGCUUCCUGCCAAGCAGCUGCAGAGUUGUUCUCCCUGAAGUCCACCAGUCUGCAGCUUGAGUGCGACGAUUUGGUGUGUGCUCUUCUGCACCGCACCGCCGACACGAACCGUUUUCUCCGCGCCGACGCCACUCGUGCCCUAGAGUCGAUGGUGGAUCACUUACAGCCGCAGAAAGUACUGAACAUCCUGGCGGCGAAGGGAGCACAGCACCAGAACGCCCUGGUGCGCACCACAUCAGCAAAGCUGCUCUUCAGACUUGUAGAGCGACUGGGCAGCGAUCGCAUCUACGCCAUGGGCCGCGAGAGCCGCGACAAGUUCUUUGUGGUGGGGGCCAAUCUGCUGCUAGAGGGCAGUUUAGAGACACGCAGCUACGCCAAGUCCUUGUUCCGGGCCCUCUCCGAGCACCACAAUUACCAGCGAUUGCUUUUGGAGGUGAUACCACCGCGCACCUACAGGAAUGUGGAGAAGACCCUGAGGAGCAUCACGCGUUGAUUUCCGUAGGUGUCGAUGUCGAUCUGUACAGCAUAGGUUUAGUAGUCGAAGCCACUGGAAGCUUACAUGUUAAGGGCACAUGCACUAACUUUGAAUGAACAUUAAUCUAGAGUGUAUUCUAGAUUUAACCGUAGUCUAAUAAAAAUAUUGUUAUUAUCUCA
Drosophila suzukii is the source of this 5405-nucleotide messenger RNA. Lineage: Eukaryota; Metazoa; Arthropoda; Insecta; Diptera; Drosophilidae. The record is from RefSeq and is a predicted model, not a curated record.